AUGGCCUUAGGGAGUUCCUCUGUAGCGGGCCUUCCUUUAACCUUUCUACCUUUGUUUUUCUGUAGGCCGUAUGGGAACACACUUAUCACUACCAGUUAAUUGCCUUGAAACCCUUAAUCCAGGCCACAGAUUCUAAACUGCCAAACUUCUUUUUUACUUUGGAAUGUGUAUCUAACAGCGACCAAUCACUUCCCCUAUUUUUUUCACUUGGGAUUUGUAUUUAGGACUUGCAGACUGGUAUCUGAAUCAGUAACAUCUGCAGCUGAAAGGGCAACUGGACUGGGAGUAUUAAAGAACUAGACACACUUUUUUUUUCAACUUUUUUAUCUUUCUUUCCUUCUGAGGGCAUAACUUUCAGACUUGUAUACCUAUUAUUUCUUCUAUGAUUUGAUGUUUGAAACCUUUAAUGAAGUUGAAAAGGACCACAAGAAACAGGGAUCAAAAAUUCACAAAAAUGAUGGAGAAGAUACAGAAGAUCUGAAACAGGCAAUGCAACUGAACCUCAACAAAUCACGUAGACAAUGAUAAAAGUUCAGAGCAGUCCAGUUCUGCACAACGAUUAUGUUAUACUUCCUUCUUAAAUCUUUACAUUAUUUUUUCGUACUUGACAACAGAAAGAAGAAAUAAUUUAAUCAACAAUCUAUAAUCCUUGCACUCUUGAUGGAAGUAAUAGAUUGUUACAAAGGCUACAUUUUUUGCAAAGAAAACAGAAUAAAACAUUAGUCUGGAGCUAUAUAAUUUCACUUUAAAAUGCAUUAUUUGAUAAAUGAAGUCUGAAUAAGCAUAUGAAUAAUUUGUAAUCUACAAAACAAGGAUCGGGUUCAUUGUAAUACUGGUUUGAAGAUGGAUUCUUUUGGUGAUUUUUGGAGUCUUCUGAUGCUAAUGUUCUUAGCUAAUCUUGGAUUUACGAAGACAGAAAAUCUAGUAAAUGUUAACAAAGGCAUACAAGUUGAGCGUGGACGGGUCGCUUACGUAACAGAAAAUGAAUUACAAUUUAACAUUCCUAAGGACAGAGAUUCUUGUAAAGUGGAAGUAGUACAGAAUGAACCAAUUACACAAAGAGUUGGAAAACUUAUUCCUCAGGUUUUCGACUGCCACUUCUUACCUGAUGAAGUGAAAUAUAUUCACAACGGUUCUCCUCUUUUGGAAGAAGACAUCGUGAUGCUAAGACUGUAUAGGUUUUCUAAGUCUGAUACAACAAUGGAAACAUUUACUCUGAAGGUGCAGAUCAUUGAGCCACAAAACAGGAUCGUAACUGUGGUAGUAUCUCAUCUUGAAGUUCCAGAAUUCUAUGGCAUUUCAAACCCAUUAGAUGGAGAUGUUUUGACAGUUCAGUAUGUUGGUGGGAGACCAAAUGUUAUCUGUACUGUACGAAUAAUGUCAAAAGAGACAUUUGUUCCAGCUCACGGACAACUAGUUACAGAAGAUCCCACAUACCAAAAACGUGGAGAUGUGCCAGACUUCCAUUCAACAGCCAAAACAAAUAAAGUUAGGAGAUCCAAACUGCACUGCCCUGGUAACAAAGCCUGCCUUCCAGGGUAUAAGGAAGUGAAUUUCCUGAAGGCCAGCUGUGAAGAUUUUCUACGGAUGGGUUUGAAAUAUCAACACCUUACUCCUCCUUCACCAGAUAUUGAUUAUAUUCCACUCCAGGUAGAACUGAGGGAUAGCAAAAGCAGAGUCCUACUGCAGACACAGAAUAUUUGGAUACCAGUCAAAAUUAAUCAAGCAGUUCCAAAUAUGCAACCUCAAGCAGCAUUCAUGUCCAUGUUUAUAUUGGAGGCCGAUCAGUUUAUUCUUACUCCACUAACGACUGCAGUUAUCGAUGCAAGAGAUGAUGAAACUCCGAAGGACAAUCUUGUGUUCAACAUCACAAACCCACCAGUGGAAGGAUAUAUCACACAUCUAGAUGACCAUACCAAACCCAUUACAUCAUUCAUUUGGCAAGAUCUACAUGAAAUGAAGAUAGCUUACCAGCCAUCUAAUGGCAGCCAUGCAGAAAGAAAGAAUUUUGAGGUUGAGUUUCAGGUUUCUGAUUCUGCUUUCAAGAACAGCCCCACGAUCAUGGUUCAUUUCUCCAUUAGAUCUACAGAAACAAAUGCUCCUAGGGUCUCAUGGAAUAUGGGACUGGAUAUACUAGAAGGACAGUCACAUCCAAUUACAUGGGAGAAAUUUCAGAUUGUUGAUAAUGACAACAUCGAUGCUGUUCGUUUGGUGACUGUUGAAGGCUUACAGCAUGGACGACUCACAGUAAGAGGUGGAAAAGGCUUCAUGUUCACAGUAAAGGACAUCAAAGAAGGUGUCGUCCAUUAUCAUCACGAUGACAGUGACACGACCAAAGACUUUAUAGUGUUUAGAAUAUUUGAUGGAAAGCACAGUAUAAGGCAUAAGUUCCCUAUCAACAUUCUACCUAAAGAUGACAGUCCUCCUUUUCUAAUCAACAAUAUCGAUUUUGAGUUAGCAGAGGGAGGUACCAUCUUGAUUCAAGAACACAUGCUACUGGCUUCUGAUUUUGACUCAAGCGAUGAUUAUAUCCUUUACAAUAUUACCAUUGCACCAGCAGCUGGGCAGAUUCUGAAGAAACUUAAUCUAGAUGGUCCAGGUGUUCCUGUUUCAAGUUUUUUGCAACGGGAUCUAUAUCAUGGACUUAUUUAUUAUCAUCAUCUUGGAGGUGAGAUCUUCAAGGACUUCUUUGAGUUUAUCCUGUCUGACAGUCAUGAACCUCCUAAUCUUUCUGAUAAACAUAGUGUUACAAUUCAUAUUAUACCAGUCAAGGAUCAGCUUCCACAGGAAGUUUCUGGGGUAUUACGUCAUCUUGUUGUCAAAGAGACAGAUAUUGUGUACUUCACAAAACAUCAUCUCAAUUUUGUAGACCCUGAAUCACCAGAAAAUGAUUUGAUGUACAUUGUCACUAAACCAUGCUUUUCUCCUGGACUAUCAAGAGCAUAUGAUGCUGGCAAAGUAAUCUUUACAGAUAAACUACCUUCAAUGAAAAAGGAUCCAACCGCCCCUUUGUUGAGGUCUUUUUCACAGCAUGCUGUGAACCAUUUAAAAGUGGCAUACAUGCCCCCAGACGAAGAUAUAGGGCCUGACCCACUUUUUGUGCAGUUUGAAUUCUCUGUUAACGACCAGCAGGGAGGAAUGGUGUCUGGACUUGUCUUUAACAUUACUGUCAUGCCUGUGGAUAACCAAGCACCCAAGAUGUUUACUAAUGCCAUACAAGCUGAAGAAGGAGCCACCAGUUACAUUACAGACAAGAACCUUGUCAUAGAAGACACAGACACAAGGCUGCAUGAUGUAAGAGUUCAGCUUCGAAAGAAACCUCAUCAUGGGGAUGUUUUGUUACACGGUCAUGUUUUGCUGGAAGGAGAUUACUUCACCACUGAAGACGUGAAAUCCUUCAAAGUCAGCUACCGGCAUGAUGAUUCUGAAAGCCUUGAAGACUUGAUCGGAUUUAGAGUGACAGAUGGGAAUAACACUUCGGAUGGAGUACUGAAUGUGAAGGUUAUACCUGUCAAUGAUGAACCCCCAGAGCUUCAUUCUGAUUUAAAAUCAGGACUGCAGUGCCCAGAAGGCGGCCAUGUCAUUAUAACUGCUGAGUAUCUUUAUGCAAAGGAUGAAGACAGUGAUGACAACAAACUAACAUACAUGAUUGCACGUGUUCCUUUGUAUGGAGUUGUGAAGAAGGAAAAGGUAGCAGUGGACAAGUUCUCCCAACUAGAUGUCAUCCAGGGCCUUGUGUCAUAUACACAUACAGGUGGAGAAAUAGGAUGCACCCCUCAUGUGGAUACUGUGACACUAAUUGUCUCUGAUGGAGAAGCUGGUACAAUUGAGAGUUGCUGCUUUGAUGGGCCACAUCCUCCUCCAAUUCCACUUCAUGGAAACCUUCCUGUGUAUGACCUUAACAUUACAGUUCUGCCAGUUAAUAAUCAAGCUCCUACAGUCAAAGCUGGAGAAGUCUUCAUGGUGGAUGAAGGGUCAACAGCAUGUCUCACAGCUGACUAUUUAAAUGCACUGGAUGAGGAUACACUUCCUGAAGAAAUAAAAUUCAUAUUAGAAACUAGUCCUGCAUAUGGCUACCUGGAAAAUACCCUUCCAUCUCCAGGCCAUGAGAAGAGCAAUUCUGGAAUUCAGAUAGCUGAUUUUAAUCUUCACCAUCUGCUGGCUGGUUACAUAAACUAUGUGCAGUCAAACCACACAGGUGUUGAACCCAGAACUGACCAGUUCAUGAUUUCUGUCACUGAUGGUGUUCACAAGUCAGUGGUGAUGCCCUUCUUUAUUGUUAUCAAUCCAGCUAAUGAUGAAAGCCCAGAACUGCAGCUUAACAACAUAACGAUUAUGGAAGGAGAUAUUUGUGAGCUUGGCCCUGCUACAUUAAAUGCUCUCGACAUUGAUUCACCUGCUGAUACUCUGUACUUCUCCAUUGUGAAGCCACCAGUACAUGGGCUUAUAUUAAAUGGAAUCUAUGGCAGUAACAUAGAACGAUAUAAACAGAUGAGCUCAACAAUGCUGCACCGUGAUCUGUCUGUGCAGAGCUUUAUUAUGGAUGAACUGAAGCAAGGAAUGACCCUAAUGUACUUGCAUGAUGACACUGAGUCUCUGAAGGAUAGUUUCACCAUUCAGCUGACAGAUGGGAAGUACACAGUCCAAGGGACUGUAUAUGUUCACGUUAUACCAAUCAAUGAUGAAAGACCUCAACUAUACAGGAACACAGGUUUGGAAGUGAAUGUUGCUGAAAGUAAAGUAAUCUCCAGUGUAGCACUGGAGGCAGAAGAUAAAGAUACACCAAGAAACAAACUAUAUUACAUCCUUAGCAAUGAGCCUAAGUUUGGACAGCUCAGCUUAAAGGGUCACUUAGAAUGGCUUAUUCUGCAUUCUGGGAUGAAUUUUACACAAGAAGAUGUGGAUAUGAAUCAGAUCUGGUACCGACAUAUACCAAAUCAGGAUUUAAAAAGACAUGACGGCUUUCACUUUUUUGUUACUGAUGGAGAAAAUAAUUCCCCUUCUGAGAUCUUCUACAUCUCUAUCAAAAUGUCAGAAAAAGGUGACAUUGUUCUACUCACCAAACCUGUAACUUUAACAGAGGGUGACAGGGUGACCUUGAUGACAGAUGUUCUCAUGGCAACAGAUGGCUCUGGCAAACCGGAGGAGCUGCUGUAUGCCGUCUCAGUGCCACCUGUGCAUGGCCAGAUUGAGUACAUCAAUUAUCCCGGUGUGCCCAUUUCCAGUUUCAGCCAGUUAGACGUGGUGGCCCAGAAGGUCUGUUAUGUUCAUGAUAAUAGCCAUGAGGCUAACAAAGACACAUUCAGUUUUGUCAUCAGCAAUGGUUUAUCAGAUAAAAAUGGUUCAUUGGAGUUUGCUAUUGAACACAGGGAUCGCAUACCUCCAACACUUAAUAACAACAAGGGACUCCAGCUUCUGGAAGGUGGCAUGCAUGUUAUCUCUUCUGAUGAUUUGGAACUAGCAGACCCUGACAGUCCAUUAGAGAAUCUGACAUUCAGAAUUACCCAACACCCUCAGCAUGGGACUUUAUACCUGAAGGAGGGCAUUCUGAACCACAACAACUUUACACAGAAGAAUGUAAACAACAUGGAUGUGUAUUACAAACACAACGGUGGCUCUGCUGAACUUGAUCGAUUCUACUUCACAGCUACAGAUGGAAAUAAUCCAGGAUUUUUAGUCAGUGGGUUAUUAAGGGAAGAUCCCAUAGCUUUUAUUAUACAGAUUGAACACAUUGACAAAGCUUCACCAAGAAUCAUUAUUAACAAAGUUGCAACCACAGUAGAACAACUGAAAGAUGGCAGAUCUGUAAUUUAUAUCACAUCAAAAAACUUGAAGGCAUCUGAUAUUGAUAGCAAAGAUGAAGACCUUAUUUUCACAGUUCUGCGAAUGCCAUACUAUGGAUAUCUAGAAAAUGCAAAAACAGGAAGUUACAUUGCAGGGAUGUUUACUCAGAAGAUUUUAAAUCAACGGUCACUCAGAUAUAUAAUAAACCCUUCCAACAGUGUGACUUUGGAUAGCUUUGAAUUCAAAGUAAUUGAUCCAGCUGGUAACACCAUUGUCCCAGAACUGUUUCAGAUGAAAUGGUCAAGAAUUGAAAUGUCUGAAACAUAUUACCAUGUCUGUGAAAAUAUUGGAACUCUCUCAAUCAAAGUUCAAAGGUCGGGAUAUAGUGAAGAUCCAUCUUUUGUUACAAUAAAGAUUCAGGAUGUUUCUACAAGAACUGGGUUGGAUUUUACUCACAGCAGGGCAAACUUAAUACAAUUUGAUCCAGGUGUCUUUACAAAGUCUUGGAAUGUAUUCAUUAAUGAUGACGGCUUGGAAGAAAACAAUGAAAAGUUUAAAGUACUGCUGAGUUCACCAAGAAAUGCAGUCCUGGCUGAAAGACACACAGCUACAGUGGAAAUCAUUGAUCCUAGAAGAGGAAACUGUGAUGCAACAGAUUUUACAAGUGAUACAGAAGUAUCAGAAAGAGAAAACGGUGGUGAAGAAUUUGUUUCGAGACUACAUUCAAACAACGGAACAAAGGGCGAACAGCAAGACAUAAGAAUCUCUAUAAUGACAGAGCAGCGCUUGAAGCAUUACACUAUACCUCACAGAGGCCAUGCAUUCCAACAACCCAGUUUUUCUGAACAUCAUGGAACAAAACUCAGAGAUGACCGAACUUUAGAGAUCACAAGGACACAAUUGCAAGCUAUUAAAAACAUCAAGGAGUACCAUAGCAUUGUACCUUUGAGGAUUGAAGAGCAAUAUGUUCCUCAGCUCAAUGCAAAGGUAACCGACAGCUGGGCCUGGUCAUCUUUUCCUUUCCACCUCGCUAGAACGCAUGACCUUCCUCAGAGAGAUUCUGCUUAUGAAUUGGAGGCCAUUCAAUCUGACAGUGACACAAAGGAGGCUCACACAGGGAGAAAAUGCCCCUCAAGGUGGGUUAUUCAUGGUGCACUCUGUUACCUUUUGAACUCAUAUAGGAACGUGACAUGGGAAGCUGCAGAAAAAGACUGCAAACAACAGUUCCAUAGCCACUUAACUAGUGUGCAUUCCAAGAAAGAGAUGAAAUGGCUUUGGAAGUUUGCAAAAAAACAACCAUUCUGGAUUGGUCUUACCUAUAAGAAUGAAAGUGACAGUUGGGAAUGGACCAAUGCAAGACCACUGUCCUUUAGUAACUUAAAAAAAAGGCAUAGGUCAUUGAAGAAUUUACUUCAGCCAAAAUGUGUUCUUGUACAGCAAAAGAACAAAUGGAUUCCAAAUGACUGUGACCUGGCUCAAAAAGCAGGAUACAUCUGUUCUUUUUCAGCAGCAAGACUCUAAGCUAGUGUUUGCUGUCUUAAAUGUACUGCACAUGGAUACUGUAGUAGGAAGAGGACAGAAUGAUUGUUAUUAAUGUAGAAUACUUUCACAGGUAUUAUUAAUGCAGAAUAUAUACUGAUGUAAAGUGCCAGUGCCUGUGGCAAACCAUACAAGUAAAUCACAACAUAAGACCCUAAUCAUUACUUUUCCAUUGCAUGUCAAUAUUACCUCACCUGAAACUGUUUUCAAAGAAGCUGAUGUUGAUCAUACAUACUUUUGCUCUGUCAUAUUGUUAUACAUAGUUUGUGUUCCAAUUCAAUUUGCUAAAUUUGCUGUUAUUUAUAUUCAUAUGCUAAUAAUCUGUUGAUGUGGCCCUUGAAACUUGACUCAUAUUGUGGAUCAUCCCUCACUAUAUGGACUAAUCAGCCAUGCUGUUUUGUCUCCAAAAGUCAAGCAUUAUACAGAUAUAAUAUUAUUGCUAGCAAUAGUUAGAAGAUGGUAUGGUUCUGCAAGCCAAGACUACUUAUAUAUAUUCUUCCAGAGAGGCAAAAAUAAGUGCUAUCUAUUCACACGGUGAGGACAUGUGCAAAGAUUUAGACAAAACAACAGGAGUUUUGAGAUAGAUCUUAUAUUCCAUGGCACCCAUUCUGAAUGUUUAGCCAUAAGUCAUAAGAGAAAUAAAAACGAAGACCAUUUAAGGAAAUUAAGUUCCUGCAUGCUGUAACUUUAACUUUUGUUAUUUGAUUCAUGCUGGGUAUUAAAAAAUAAACUAUGCUA
This is a messenger RNA of Protopterus annectens (West African lungfish), 8061 nucleotides long. RefSeq names its product FRAS1-related extracellular matrix protein 1-like. The transcript has 35 exons. Gene Ontology annotation, cellular component: membrane. Lineage: Eukaryota; Metazoa; Chordata; Ceratodontiformes; Protopteridae. Gene Ontology annotation, biological process: cell communication. The coding region runs from base 844 to 7305 and encodes 2153 amino acids. The record is from RefSeq and is a predicted model, not a curated record.